AUGAAGUGUGUUUUCUGUCGGCUGUUUUUCCUCCUCCUGUGGAUUAUUAAUGAUUCGGGAAUAUGUACAUCUCAUCAAGGUAUUCCCCUGUCAGUUGUAAAACUUUGGGCUUCGGCGUUUGGCGGAGAGAUAAAAUCCAUCGCAGCUAAAUAUUCAGGCUCUCAGCUGCUGCAAAAGAAGUAUAAGGAGUUUGAGCACUCGGUGAGGGUGGAGGAGAUCGAUGGCAUCAAACUGGUCAAGAAACUCGCUGCCAAAAUGGAGCAGAGGUUUCACAAGAAAGCUGAAGCCAUAAAGCGUUUGGUGGAAGCUGCAGAAGAAGCACACCUGAACCAUGAGGAGGAUCCUGACCUACAGUACGAGUAUUUUAAUGCAGUGUUGAUCAAUGAAUUGGACGAGGAGGGCCGCAGUCUGGAGCUGGGUGGAGAAUUCAUCCUUCAGCCAAAUGAACAUUUCAAUAAUCUGUCAGUAAACCUCAGCCUCAGUGUCGUCCAGGUGCCAACCAACAUGUACAACAAAGACUCUGAUAUCGUGAACGGGGUUUUCUGGUCAGAGGCUCUUAAUACUGUGUUUGUGGACAACUUUAAAAGAGACCCUUCUCUCCUAUGGCAGUAUUUUGGCAGUGCUCAGGGUUUCUUCAGACAGUAUCCAGGAAUGAAGUGGACGCCUGAUGAACACGGGGUUCUAGAGUUUGACUGUCGAAAUCGGAAAUGGUAUAUCCAGGCCGCUACGUCUCCUAAAGAUGUGGUGAUUUUGGUGGAUGUGAGCGGCAGUAUGAAGGGUUUACGGCUCACCAUCGCUAGACAGACCGUCUCCUCCAUACUGGACACACUCGGAGACGACGACUUCUUCAACAUCAUUGCUUACAACGAGGAUCUGCAUUACGUGGAGCCGUGUCUGAACGGAACAUUAGUACAGGCUGACAUCACCAACAAAGAUCAUUUCCGCCAGCGUCUCGACAAGCUCCUCGCUAAAGGUAUCGGCAUGCUGGACAUGGCUCUGACGGAGGCCUUCGAGCUGCUCAGCAAUUUUAAUCAGACAGGCAGAGGCAGCGAGUGCAGUCAGGCUAUAAUGCUGGUGACAGACGGCGCUGUGGAGACAUAUGAUGCUGUGUUCGCCGUCUACAACUGGCCUGACAGGAAGGUGCGUGUUUUCCCAUACCUGAUUGGUCGAGAGUCUGCCUUCGCUGAUAACCUGAAAUGGAUGGCCUGCGCUAAUAAAGGUUAUUUCACCCAGAUCUCCACGCUGGCGGACGUACAGGAGAACGUGAUGAAGUAUCUGCAUGUUCUCAGUCGGCCCAAAGUCAUCGAUCGAGAGCAUGACAUGGUGUGGACUGAAGCCUACAUCGACAACACUCUGGAAGACGCUCAGGGCCCUGUGCUCAUGACUACUGUGGCCAUGCCUGUGUUCAGCACUAAAAACGAGACCAGGAAUAAAGGGAUUCUCCUUGGAGUGGUUGGCACAGAUGUACCAGUGUCGGAAAUACUGAAGGCCAUCCCCAAAUACAAGCUGGGAAUCCAUGGAUAUGCCUUUGCCAUCACCAACAACGGAUACAUCCUCACCCAUCCGGACCUGCAGCCGCUGUAUGAAGAAGGGAAGAAGAGGAGAAAGUCCAGUUACAGCAGUGCAGAUCUGUCCGAGGUGGAGUGGGAAGACAAGGAGGACGAGCUGCGUAACGCUAUGGUGAACAGACAGACCGGAAGCUUCUCUAUGAAAGUCAAGAAAACUGUGGAUAAAGGGAAGCGUGUGCUCGUUCUUCACAAUGAUUACUACUACACAGACAUUAAAGGAACGCCCUUCAGCUUAGGAGUGGCUCUGUCUGGAGGUCAUGGCAGAUAUGUGUUCAGAGGAAAUAUCUCUGUUGAGGAAGGACUGCAUGAUUUGGAGCAUCCAGAUGUUGCGUUAGCAGAUGAAUGGAUGUACUGUAACACAGAGGAACAUCCAGACCAUCACGUCCUCUCUCAGAUUGAAGCCAUUAAGCUGUAUUUUAAUGGAGAAGCGCAUCUGAAGUGUGAUGGGGAGCUGGUGCAGGAGGUGUUGUUUGAUGCGGUGGUCACGGCACCACUGGAGGCGUACUGGACCAGCCUCGCACUCAAUAAAUCAGAAAACUCUGAUAAAGGUGUGGAGAUCGCUUUCCUCGCCACUCGAACCGGAUUAUCACGCAUCAACCUUUUUGUGACGCCAGAUCAACUGACCAAUCAAGGCUUCCUGACAGGAGAGGAUAAAGAGGUACAGUUCAGCGCUGAUCAUUUUCCUCUGUGGUACAGAAGAGCUGCUGAACAGGUGCCCGGCACAUUUAUCUACAGCCUUCCUUAUGACGCAGGCUCUGAGAAUAAGAGUGUGGUUUUGGCCAGCAGCGCAAUUCAUCUGCUGGACGAGAGAGAGUCACCCAUCGCUGCAGCUGUAGGUAUUCAGAUGAAACUAGAGUUCUUUCAGAGGAAGUUCUGGACCGCCAGCAGACAGUGUGCGGCGCUUGAUGGAAAGUGUUCAAUCAGCUGUGAUAAUGAUGAUAUCAGCUGCUAUCUCAUAGACAACAAUGGGUUUAUUAUUGUGGCCGAGGAUCAGUCUUUGACUGGUGUGUUUUUUGGAGAGCCUGAAGGAGCUGUGAUGGGCAAACUGGUGUCAAUGGGCUCUUUUAAGAGGGUGAAUCUGUAUGACUACCGGGCCAUCUGUAGGGUGUAUGCGCAGACCAGCGACACAGCACACACACUCCUACACCCCUACUUUGCUCUGUUCGCAGCUAUCCGAUGGCUCCUGACGGAGUUUGUCAUAUUCCUGGUUGAGUUUAACCUGUACAGCUGGUGGCACUCUGACCUCACCAUUACGGCUCAGAGAGGAGGAAGAACUCUACUGGUUCCCUGUGACACCGAGUAUCCAGCCUUCGUGUCUGAGCGCACCAUUAAAGAGACUGUGGGCAAUAUUGACUGUGAAAGCUGUGUGAAGUCAUUUGUGAUUCAGCAGAUUCCCAGCAGUAACCUCUUCAUGGUGGUCAUCGAUAACACAUGUGACUGCAGUGACUUCGGACCCGUGACCAUGGAGCCUGUCGAAAUCAUGUAUAAUGAGUCUCUGAAAUGUGAGCGGCUGAAGUUUCAGAAGGACAGAAGACGUCCAGACACGUGCCACCCAUUCCAUCACGAGGAGAACUCAAUGGAGUGCGGUGGUUCAGUGAGUCUGUCUCCAUCAUCUCCAGCUCUUCUAGUGCUAAUAAUCUUCAUCUUCAGCAGGUGAUGAAAACCCAGUUUGACCCAGCGUCCAGCAUGCAAAAACCCAUCAGUCAUCAGUUUAUUUACACCCGGAAUCUCGAAUCACCUGUUGAUCAACCGCUUUUUAGUAUUGUCCAUAUUUUAUAUACACUUCUAGUUAAUGGACCCUUCUCACAUUUCUCCCAGGUUUCUUAGCAUUGAAGUGGUCAUCGUUGGUAAGCUCAGAGCGCAGUGAAUGGGAGAGUACAACACAAAUACAUUGUUUACUAUCCUAUUAGCUGAAAUAAUGACAGAAAAACUCCAGGAUGGUGUUAUCAAGACUUUCAGAAAGAGGAAAACAAUAGUGUGAGACUGAUAACGGCAGUCAGAAGAGAGAAUAGAGUCAGAUUUACUGUCCUGCACACACACACACUGCAUUACACACACCUCACACAAGCAGAAAUUCGGUAAU
Messenger RNA from Danio aesculapii, 3651 nucleotides. RefSeq names its product calcium channel, voltage-dependent, alpha 2/delta subunit 3a (gene cacna2d3a). The record is from RefSeq and is a predicted model, not a curated record. The transcript is spliced from 37 exons. Gene Ontology annotation, cellular component: voltage-gated calcium channel complex. NCBI's taxonomy places the organism in Eukaryota, Metazoa, Chordata, Actinopteri, Cypriniformes, Danionidae. The coding region runs from base 1 to 3225 and encodes 1074 amino acids. Gene Ontology annotation, molecular function: voltage-gated calcium channel activity.